AUGGAGAGCACAUGUCUGUGGGGAGGGGAAUCAGCACUCGAUCUCUCCCCUGCUUCCUCCAGCUCUGGGAAUUUCAGCCACUUCACACCAGAUUCGGCCACCAGCCCCAAGACAGAAUCCUCGUCCCCCCAGCCUGCGUCCAAGCCCCAGAAGAAUGGGAAGGAAAGAGAGGGAGGGAUGAAGAAGGCCAAGAUCCGUACAGCCUUCUCCAAGGAGCAGCUGCAAACCCUGCAUCAGCGGUUCCAGAGCCAGAAAUACCUCAGCCCCCAGCAGAUCCGGGAACUGGCUGCAGUCCUGGGGCUCACUUACAAGCAGGUUAAGACCUGGUUCCAGAACCGAAGGAUGAAGCUGAAGAGAUGCCAGAAGCACAACUUGUGGUCGGAGCGGGCUCAGUGCCUCACUCAGACUGGGUUCCAGCCCAGCGGGUACCUGGAAGUGCACCCCAAAUUCCACCAGAGCUAUCCGAUCAGCGCAGCUGGAAACAUCCAAGCUGUGGGCAACCCCCGUCAGAACUACUCAGCAGGGCAGAACCCAUAUGCAUUCAUAGCCAAUGAGGAGGGGGGGGUCUUCGGCAAAGGUGGGGCCACCUGUAGCGUCCAACAGACAGUGGGAUUCAUUGCCCAGCACAAAGUAGACUUUUAUCAUGGCUUCCCUGGGACCAUGGAAUACACUGGCGCAAAGACAGGAGAUGGCUAUAGCUUCCACCAUGCCUCAGCCACUGUGGCACCGUUUCCGGGCACUGCUGGCCACCAUCUGUACCACCCCUAAGCAGGGUUAAUGCAGAGAGCCCAAAGCAAUUGUUACUGAAUCUCUUCCUUUCCCUGCAUCUCUCACGCUGUCUCCUACUUAGGGUAAUUACACAACUCUGUCCCUAUCUUACAUUCAGACACAUGGGCUCACUCACACCCACCCAAACUCUCAUGCAGUUACUAACAAAAUAAAUACACACAUCCAUGCACACACAUGUAGGUGUACCCAUACAUUUACCCUACAGUGAAACUGGGUAUCUUUCUAAAAAAAUAUGAUCUGGCUCCAUCACAACAUAUGGGCUUGCUACAAGAAUCACUAGGUGAAAUUCUCUGGCCUGUGGUAUGCAGGAGGACAGAUUAGUUGAUCAUAUUAGUCCCUUCUGGCCUUUAAAUCUAUGACCCUAUUUAGGCUGUUUACACUAAACCUUGCCUUGUCUAGUGUUGAUGAAGUCUAGAGAUCCAAGGUGCUUUUAAUAUUGCAAAUAAAAUAAAAGGUGAUUUUUCUUCUCCCAUAAAAUAUUUCUAUUUCUCUUUAUUUAACACAUUGGACAAACUGCAGGACACUGCAAUAUGUGAAAACACAGAACCACCAUGUAAGAAAUAGAAAAGCAUGGCUAACAUUGCAUUAGUACUGAUUUGUAUUACAGUGGUGCUGUAAGGAGCUUCCCACCAAUGCUAACACCAGUUCAGAAGUUUGCAAUACUAGAAACCAUGCUACUGGUGGCUGGUACCAUUUUCAGGGCUGGCCUGCUCUGAGCAAUAUUAGAUGACACUGGGGCCAGUUUAAGAAGCAUGGUUCCAUACCUAGAGUACUAGCUUCUGGUCAUGUGACUUACAUAAGCAUUUCAUGGAGGGAGGGGUUGGUUUUUGCCUCUUUAUUUAA
Caretta caretta (loggerhead turtle) is the source of this 1632-nucleotide messenger RNA. The record is from RefSeq and is a predicted model, not a curated record. NCBI's taxonomy places the organism in Eukaryota, Metazoa, Chordata, Testudines, Cheloniidae.